UUCGGAGGAAUUCUGGGUAGUAAAGUGGUUGUUUUUCAAUGGUGGAUUGCUUGAUUUACGAACUGUAAAUCCUGAUGUUGUAGGAACAUGAAUUCAGAAAUUGAACCCCACAUAAGUAAAAAAUAUGAAAUCAAAAAGAGAUUGGGAAAAGGGGCCUAUGGGAUUGUGUGGAAGGCUGUUGACCGGAGGACUGGGGAAGUGGUUGCUGUUAAGAAAAUAUUUGAUGCUUUCAGAAACCAGACAGAUGCUCAGCGUACUUUCCGUGAGAUAAUGUUUCUCCAGGAAUUUGGAGACCAUCCUAAUAUCAUCAAGCUGCACAAUGUCAUCAAAGCCGAGAAUGACAAAGAUAUUUAUCUAGUAUUUGAAUUUAUGGAAACUGACCUACAUAAUGUGAUAAAGCGAGGAAGUAUUCUGCGGGAUGUACACAAACGUUACAUCAUGUACCAGCUGUUAAAGGCCACUAAAUACCUUCACUCCGGCAACGUCAUACACAGGGAUAACAAGCCAUCAAACGUACUACUGGACAGCGACUGUGUGGUCAAGGUGUGUGACUUUGGAUUGGCUCGUUCCCUCACACAGAUAGGGAUAGAUGCUGAGACUGGGGACCCCAACCUUACGGAGUAUGUGGCCACUCGCUGGUACAGGGCACCAGAGAUUCUGCUAGCAUCACACAGGUACACUAAGGGUGUGGAUAUGUGGAGUCUCGGCUGUAUCCUUGGAGAAUUAUUAGGGGGCAAGCCUCUUUUCCCUGGCUCCUCAACUCUCAAUCAGAUAGAGAAAAUUAUGGGUGGCAUCCCUGUACCAACUCGAGAAGACAUUGAAAGUUUACAAUCGGCCUAUGGUUCUUCAGUGUUAGGAAAAGCUUCUGUGAAGCCAAAGAAGAGUUUUGAAGACAUGCUACCUGAUGUUCCAAAAGAAGCUUUAGACUUAUUACGACGACUUCUUCAUUUUAACCCUGACAAACGUAUAACUGCUGAUGAAGGACUACGCCAUCCUUAUGUAUCUAGGUUUCAUAAUCCGGCCGAAGAAAGAAGUAUAGACUACGAUGUGGUUCCACCACUUAGUGACGAUGUACAGCUAACAGUCGACGAGUACAGAAACAAGUUAUACGAGAUGAUUAUGCAAAAGAAACAGGAGCGCCGCAGACGCCGCCAAGAAAUGAGGAGUGCCCCUCAUCCCAUGCGUGUACGCACAGAGAGCCCCCACCCUCCCAGUGAACCAUACCACAAAGACAACUCUCCAAAAGGGGCGUCGCCCAAAGUCUACAACAACAAACAUGCAGGAGACGGCCCUCCACAAUCGGCCCCUCAACACCAUUCAUCAUUUUCAGCAUUUGGAAGAACAACACAUGGAGAUCAAGUGCCUCCACAACCAAAGUCAAGAAAUGUACGCCGACCAAACAAUGAGAACAUGGAGAGAGCUGCAACAAACGCUGGUAUGGAGAUGUUUGAAGUCUUCCUCAAAUCUCAAAACCCCAAAGUUCAGAUGAAUCAGUUUCUUUAUGGCCGUAAUAUGCCCAAGAUGGCACAUGAUCCCUAUCCAGCUAUGUCUAAGAACAGACAAGCCUCAGCCCCCGCCGCCUCACGGAUGGGCAGUCGACCCAUAUCUGGUGCCUAUGGUGUAAAGAAUCCUACCAUCACAAGGGAUGAAAAAUCGUCAGGUCUAGCAGUUACUAGCUCACGAAUGUUGGGGAUUGACCGAUUGCUUUCUUGUGCAAUGGACCCCCUUCCUCCGAUAAAGUCUCACUUCCAUGAGUACCACGAACCUUUUGAUGACUGCUCUGUACCUGGUCAGCGGCCAUCCUCAGCAACCAAUCAACAACAGAGGAAGCCUUUGUAUGGCAAGAAACAGUACAGCAAUGCAAUCAACAACCCGUCAGCAGGUUCUCACAAGGCCUACUUCGGCAGUUACAAUCAGAACGUAGGCACCAUCUCCUCCUCAGCGCUAGCUUCACUUCAGGGCAAGAGGUCAUGAUUGGUGAAGGGGGCGUGAUAGGGCUCUGGCAACGUGUAUGGACCACAAAACAUAUUCAUGUCUACAUCUGACCUAUGUAUGUUUUAUCUGACGCUAGCUUUCUUCCUUUCACUGAGAAUUGGAAAUAGGUUUUUGUUCAACUGUUAUUGGUUGAAUGUCUGUAAACCAUCAUGAGGUGACUGAAGGAAUAGGUUGACAUUUUUAAAGCUAGAUAAGUCAGGACUGUUCAUUGCUCAUUUGUUCAGGGUUGUCCGAGUAAUAAUGGUCACAGAAAAAAAUAUUUAGGUGUGGUUUAAAGGAAGCAAUAAACAUGUCCUUAAAAGUCAGAUUUUAUUUUUGAAAAAUUGGAAAGUAAAUUUAAAGAUCUGUAACAGAUCAGGAAGUUGCUUUCUACAGUGAGAUUUGUAACAAAAGAAUUCAUUGAGAUUCACUAGUAACUAGAAUCUGCAGACAAACUGUAUAUUGUCACCUCCACCAGAAGUAUAUAUACAGAACAUAACUGACAGAUGAUAUAGUUAACUGUCUAUUUAACAGUUAGGUGUAAGAUAAAAAAAAAAAACACCUGGAAUGUAGUAGUGUGGAGUUAAGCUAAUUUGUGACCAAGUGAAAUAUCAGGUUGUAUCUGUUUUCCUUUGGAGAACUGGUUGGUGUUUUUUUCUGUAGAUUUUACUUGCCACAAUUUAUUGGAAAUAGUACAGUAUAUUUGGCCCAGUAAAGCCAUAGGAGACACUGUUUUUCUGAGUUUGGUGAAGGGUUGGGUCACUGGGAUCACACAAGGAUAGGGGGCACUUUUAAUAUCCCGUGCUUACUGAUGGUCUUAAAAGUUAUAACUAUAAGACAGUUCUACUGUUCAAGAAGCAAGGUCUAGGGAAAGUAAUAGCUGUUAACUGUCAUACACAAGAAGACAUUAGUUUAGCAUUUAACAGUAAGGCCCAACCUUUCAUUAUUUAAGUUCAUCAGAUGUUGGUUUAAGAAUCAUGUUAUGAAGAUUCUAAUUUCAUGGCUUGAUUUGUUUUACUUGACUAUUUUGAUGUUAUAUUCUGGCAUUAUCUCUUCAUCUGCUAUAAAUAUGAUAAAAUAAAAUAAAGAGUAAAAUUUGGGUACAAAUGUGAUACAGAUUUCACCCCCUUCUCAGGGAUAAGGCUGCCCAAGUCUAAUGCAAGUAACAUGAAAUAUGUAUCCCUGCAGCUACACAUUACAUUGUCUACCACCCCAAAAUGUCGCCCCAAGUCUAAGAUCACAGUUAGGGGUCAAAGUUCUAAUGAUAUUGGAUUUACUGCCCAAGGUUUAAGGUUGGAUUUCCCUCAUUAACCUGGUACUUGUUAUCACUGGACAUUGUGUCACACACUACUUAAUAUGGAAAGGCCAAGGUCACAAGUAGAGGUCAAAUCACCUUUUUUUGGAGUCUGGUCAUGUGUGCAAAUAAUAUUUAUUUGUCUGCUGAAGGGCAAGGUUAGUGUAUUAAUUUGGGUUUGCAGAACUCUGACCUUGUGUGCAUUAGAAAAUGUCUUACAUGAAAAUCUUUUUGAAAUAGUGUUGCAUGUACUAUAACAAUGAUUUUUAAAAUCCACAAUAUUUUGCUUGCAAGGAGAGGAAGUAUUGAUUGCAAUGAGAAGGAGUAUUUGUAAGGGCAGGUGUGAGAGGAUAAGAAUGACAGGAUUUUUCCUGGUUUGGACAGACUAUCUGGAUAAUAGCAAAGUGAUUGCAUGUGAAACUUGAAGAAUGCUAGGGUAGUUUUUAUAUUUUCAAAAGCUGAACCAUUUCCUUCUAUUCUCUGAUUUUCCUCAGUUUCGUUGGAAAACGUAACGUUUGGAGGAGGAAGUUGUCUUCAAAAAAGGUGUAACAAUCUGACAUAAAAGAAAAUUUGAGUGCAUUCGUAACAUUUAUUUUAAAAGUCAAAAUUUGCACUCGUGAUUUUAUAAAAAAAAAAAAAAAAAUGUAUUUUGCAUACUUUAAUGCUUCUGAAAUGGUCUACGACAAGGAUUUACACAGAACAGUUUGAACUAGGUUUUUGCUGAAAAUGUGUUCAUUAAAAUACCCUCAGUUGAGUAAAAGAUAAAAUGAGGCUGUGGAAGUCCAGGUAGGACUACCAGUGUGUUCCUCAAAUAUAUGUACCAACACGCACCUCACAGAAUCAAACCAUUCGCACAUGUUGGAAACUUCACUUUUUGUUGUUGUGAGAACAUUAUUUUAAUUUUAAAUAUUGUUAAUUUUAAAUAUUUUAUGAUGACUACCCAUAGUGUGAUAUAAGUAUAGUAUAAACCGUCACCAUUUUGCCGUCCAAUAUACAUCACCAAUAUUAUCUCAUGAUACAUGUAUACAUCCUGUUUUAUGUAUUAAAUAAUUAUAUACAUAUAAUGUACUGUGUGCCGAGGGUUAGUGUAUUCUCAAAUUGAAUGAUAUAUUUCAAAUUAUCCACAUUUACAUUCCAAUGUUUUUAUCAUUCCAGCAACGGUUGAUUGCAUUUCAUAGAAAUGGACUUUUUUGCUGUUAUAUUUUUCAUUAUUUUAUAUUCAUUAACUUCUGAUUUCGAUCAAUAACCAAUUGAUCAAAAUAUGUAUACCAUAAUAUUGGGUUCUAUCAGAUGUUGAGUUAAUAUGAUUGUUUCUUUUUGCUUUUUAGAAAUAUUGCCUUUUUAUAUUUGUUUGAAUCAAUUUAAGAGGACCACUGUGUAAAACUUGAUACAUACUUUUCUGUUUAAAGAUACCUCUCUUAUUUUUUUAGUCCAUUUUUUUUUAUUUAGUUUUACACACAACGUGAUACAAAACACUAUGAGUUGACUGCCGUCCAUUAUUGUAUAAUAUAUAUAUAUAUAUAUGAGUAAAAAAACUUCUGGUCUCUUAAGGUAAAGGAUAUCACUGAGAUAAAAUGUAUUACCAUUGUAACAAUUAAGAAAUAUUUCAAUAAGUUCUUUUCUACAAAAAAGAAAUCACAUAAAUUACAUGUUGUGACACAUUUAAAAACUUCUUUGUUGAAAAUUUGAAAAGAGAAAUGAAAAAAAAACAAAAACAAAAAAGUGCAAGGUUCAAACUCAGUACCUAUAUACUUCCCACCCUACAUCUACAAAUGUUGCUACCAAGGAUUUAUAAAUGCAUUGCAUCAAAAUGAGUCUAUCAGCUGAAUUACCUGCUGAGGAGGAAAAAUGGAAUGUAGAGAGAUGAAUACCUUUACAAGGGAAGUAACUCUUCAUUAAAAACAGCUCCAAGUGAAAUCCUUCUUUUAACUGAUGUAAUACGUGGUACCAUUUACCUUAGAAAAUAAGCCUGUGUCUUAGAUAAUAAGCCUGUGUGAUUUUACUGUGAGUUUUAUUUUUCUGUCGGAGGAAUGAAUUUUACAUGUAUCAGGUACAUAUAUUCAGGAACAUAAUCAGUUUCUGAAAUAUUUUGUGGCAGAUGUUAGGUAAUAAUGAUUUAUCUCCAAAGCAAAGGAACUGUUUAAUUAAUAUAGAGGUUACAUGUGAUUGCUACAGUAUGAAGCAUUUUAAAGGAAGUCCUUUGAUCUUUGUUGCUGUUUCUGUUGAAGCAUUGGUAAGAAUUUGAUCAUUUAAAGAUGUGAUAUGUGUUGGAAAUGACAGUGUUUUUGAAUGAAAUACUUCAACCUAUUCACUAUAGACUUUGUGAAUGUUUUUGGUUAUUUGAGGAAUUGAAAGCCUUUUUGUGAUCAUGUAGAAAAAUCCACCAUUAUCUGCAUGUGAAAUUGUUCUAUCUGGCUGCAAUUUGUUUGAAAAGCAAAAUUUUUAAAUUGGUAAAAAAAUGUUUUGCUAUUUCAUCACAUGAUUUGUGAAAGUAAAAUUAUUUUGAAAUAAUUUUUAAAUUGCAGCAAAAUUUGCCAAAUAUAAUAUAUAGUAAUACACCAUUCCGUCCCAGUAUUGUUGAUCCCUGUUUGGGCUGUUGACUCUCACCGCCGAUGAGGUCGUUAAUAAGAUUAUUUGUUGUGACUAUGUAAUUUAUGAAAAAGAUAUAUAUGAUGAAACUUCGAUGAGAUAUAUAUAAUUUAUUUUUUAUUUUUAAAUUAAAUUUGUACAUUCACAGCAUGUUGCAAAUAUCUGUAUUGUACAUAAAUUGCUAUGACUAGAUGCAAGUGUAACUUCAAAAGGUCUUGAGUGGAGUGUCAAUGUGAUCAAACUCAAUUCUUGAAAAAAACGUUCACCUUACCACUAAAUGUUGUAAUAUAUAACAUUGAUACUAACACGAUUUCAACCAUCUGAUCAUCAAUUGCAUAUUACGUGAAUCUGAAAUUUAGGAGGGUGUAGAAAGGGUUUGGAUUUUUUUUAAUUGAAAACAUCCAGGAACAUAUGUAAAUCAUUUCACAAUGAAGUACAUUUUGUAAUCACAUUUCACUAAUAAUAACUGUAUAUUGGUGUUUCACGUUUCCUUAUGAAAUGGUUGUGAUACCACUGAUUUUAAACAUUAUUUAUCAUAUAUUUGUCCUUUUAAAUCAUUUCUUAAUUCAGUGGUCAUCACUAAAUCACCUUUUGGUCAGUAAAGAGUGAGUAUAGCCUAUUAUAAUUACAUUAGUAGGGAGAAACCAUAUCCUGUUUAAUACGUCGUGGAUAGAUUAACCUAGUAGAUCUGUACAAUAAUGGCCUCUAUUACCAAGAAGGGUAAUAAGGCAAAGCUGGCAUUUGAAUACUCGUAGAAGUUGUGUUAAAGACUAACAAAGACUGUAUGUAGUAACUGACACAGUUGUUCUGUAACUAGGUUACUGACGGCCUGGUUAAUCUGUAUCUAAGUCAUUGACAGGCUUGACUGGUCUGUAUGUAGGUCACUGGCUGAGCUGUAUAUAGGUCAUUUAGAGUUUGGCUGAUCUAUAUGUAGACCACUGACUGUCUGGUCAGUCAUUAUGUAGGUAACUGAUCCAUGACGGUCUAUCAAAGUCUGUGCAUAAGAUACUGACAGUAUGGCAGGUCUCUUUGUAGGUCAAGGACGAUCUGGCUGGCCUGUAUGCAAGUCUGACAGGUCUGUAUGUAGUUUACAGACAGUAUGACAGGUCAAUAUGUAGGUAUAACUGUCAAUCUAGCAGGUCUAUAUGUAGGUGUUUGACAGGCCCAUAUGUAGGUUACUGCCAGUCUAGCAGGUCCAUAUGUAGGUUACUGACAGUGACAGGUCCAUAUAUGUAAGUUACUGUCAGUCUGACUGAUCUUUAGGUAGGUUACUGACGGCACAGUCUGACAGGUCCAUAUGUAGGUUACUGACAGUCUAACAGGUCCAUAUGUAGGUUACUGUCAGUCUGACAGCUGGUCUAUAUGUAGGUUACUGUCAGACUGACAGUAAGUCCAUAUGUAGGUUACUGACAGGACCAUAUGUAGGUUACUGUCAGUCUGACAGGUCUAUAUGUAGGUUACUUUCAGACUGACAGGUCCAUAUGUAGGUUACUGACAGGUCUAUGUAGGUUACUGUCAGACUGAUAGGUCUGUAUGUAGGUUAUUGACAGACGGACAGGUCUGUAUGUAGGUUACUGACAGACGGACAGAUCUGUAUGUAGGUUACUGCAGCUGUCAGUCUGACAGAUAUUUAGGUAGGUUACUGACGGUAUCAGUCUGACAGGCCCAUAUGUUGGUUACUGACAGGUCUGUAUGUAGGUUACUGUCAGACUGACAGCUGGUCUAUAUGAAGGUUACUGUCAGACUGACAGGCCCAUAUGUAGGUUACUGACAGGUCCAUAUGUAGGUUACUGACAGACUGACAGGUCCAUAUGUAGGUUACUGACAGGUCUGUAUGUAGGUUACUGUCAAACUGACAGGUCAAUAUGUAGAUAACGGACAGUCACACUGGUCUCCAUGUAGUGUAUUAGCCAACAAUGUCAGAUCUUUCUUUUCUGUUUUUUUUUCCUGGUCAAGCUUGAUGCUAUAUGCCAGAAAUGUUUACGAAUUUCCUUGUACAAUGUAUUUGGAAAAUGAAAAUAAAGAUGAAUGACAAGAUA
Mizuhopecten yessoensis (Yesso scallop) is the source of this 7896-nucleotide messenger RNA. Its product is annotated as extracellular signal-regulated kinase 2-like. NCBI's taxonomy places the organism in Eukaryota, Metazoa, Mollusca, Bivalvia, Pectinida, Pectinidae. Gene Ontology annotation, molecular function: MAP kinase activity; ATP binding. Bases 88 to 1974 code for a protein of 628 amino acids. Gene Ontology annotation, biological process: protein phosphorylation; intracellular signal transduction. The record is from RefSeq and is a predicted model, not a curated record. Gene Ontology annotation, cellular component: cytoplasm; nucleus. The transcript is spliced from 15 exons.